CUUCGCCUAUCAGUAUCACUUCUGAAACCUUCUGGUGGCAUAGUCAAAAGGGUCAAGAAUGUCUCCUGCAGAGUUCUCACUACGUCUUCAGCAUGGUAUUACCGGCGGUUUUGCCCCGCCAACACCAUCUGCCAUCCACACUCUUACUAAAUCUAAGGAGCAGAAUCACGUAUUAAUUGCUUCUGCAACUCGCGAAGACGGCUCUCCGUGCUUGUAUACAGCUACUUCGAAAUCGAUCAGUUUGGAGGCUGAUACUCCAGACUCAGAAACAAUGCUCAUAGGCGAAUUAUACAGCAUCCUAAAGAGCAUUCCGACAGAAUCUCCGCCAGGAUCGGACGAUAUAUAUGGUUUGGACACUAGCAUUGCCUGGUACAGCGAUGACUUGACAUGGAUAAAUGGCGGACCUUCUGGUUGUGUCAGAGGAACAAGCGCAAUACAAGCUAGUGCCGAGGACAAGGCGAAGUUCAGACGUGCUGUGGGCAUCGUGAAUGAACUCAUCUUGAAGGCACAGUAA
Molecule: messenger RNA, 514 nt
Organism: Fomitiporia mediterranea MF3/22
Lineage: Eukaryota; Fungi; Basidiomycota; Agaricomycetes; Hymenochaetales; Hymenochaetaceae
Exons: 2
Coding region: 59-514 (151 amino acids)
Source: RefSeq, a predicted model, not a curated record